Messenger RNA from Penicillium argentinense, 4695 nucleotides. RefSeq lists its product as uncharacterized. Bases 1 to 4695 code for a protein of 1564 amino acids. Gene Ontology annotation, molecular function: ATP hydrolysis activity; ABC-type transporter activity; ATP binding. Gene Ontology annotation, biological process: transmembrane transport. The transcript is spliced from 4 exons. Lineage: Eukaryota; Fungi; Ascomycota; Eurotiomycetes; Eurotiales; Aspergillaceae. Gene Ontology annotation, cellular component: membrane. The record is from RefSeq and is a predicted model, not a curated record.
AUGCUCCCAAACGCCCAGGUCGUGUCCUUGGUGACGGGGUCGGUCGCCUUACUUCUGGUCGGCGUCGACAGCAUCCCUGCUGCGCGAAGUGUCACCGAUCGGAUAUGCCGUAGAUCGCCCCGACAGGAUGAGCAUACCCUGGCCAAGACUGCAUAUCGCGAUGAAGACGGCGAGGCGACGGAGGAGUCUUUGCGCGCGUUCUCCGACAAGUGGCAGAGAGCGGCGAUUGGGCUUUUUCGGCUACCGGCUUACUCGCGACUUCUGAACUGGUUGCAAUUUAGUAUUUGGAUCCUGCUUUCGAUUCAAGCGAUGGCUUUUUACACCGAGCCUCGUCCUACCGAAAGAUUCAAUCUGGGCCAAUAUGCCUUCGUGGGUAGUCUGAUUGCUCUUGCAGUAUCCUGCCUAGAAGUACAUUUCGCAUGGUCUUCGCAGAGUAUUCUACUUAGACAGCCGAUCUGGGCUGGCUUGACUAUUGCCCAAGUUACCAGCGCAUUCAUUCGCGGGUUAUGCAGUGUCCUAUUACCACGCAAGCCAGACCUCUUCUUCAAAGGGCGCGCUGUAGAUCGAGAAUACUCAGUGUCAGCUCUUGGACGCUUCACAUUCACCUGGGCGAACAGCACUUUGAACUACGCCGUGGAGAAUCGGACGCUCGAGGUAACCGAUUUACCCCGACUCCGCGCGGACAGACGGACGGACCGUUUACGAGAGAACUUUGAAAAAUCAAGAGGAACGCGCAAACUAUGGAAAGCCCUCGUUAUUGCGCACUGGAGGGAGCUUGGUCUGCAGCUUUUCCUCACGCUCGUGCUCUGCGUGCUGAGCUUUGGACCUCAGACAGCACUAUUCAAUAUUCUCCGCGUGCUCGAAUCUCGCGGCGGGGAAUCCUGGAACCCGAUACAGGCCAUAAUCUGGGUGUUUGCACUUGGCGCACUGAUGUUGCUGUACUCCAGUAUUGAGGCGUGGGUGUUCUGGUCCGUUUGCUCGAAAUUGUUUGUUCCAAUCUACGCAGAGCUUUCCGCGACCGUCUUUGCCAAAUCAAUGCGACGAAAAGACGCAAAGCAUACGAAAAAGUUGAAAAGCAAGGACGAACCGAAUGCGGCAGCCAAGGCCUUGCUGGCAGACCAGGAAGACGAGGAUGAAGACGACGAGGCAGCACUGAAAAAGAGCCGACAAAGUAUCAUCAAUCUCGCAGCCGUUGACGCCAGACGUAUCUCCGACUUUACCUCAUUCGCCUAUCUCAUCCCAUUGGCCAUCAUGAAAGUCGUUAUUGGUUGCACGUUCUUGGUCCAGAUCCUGGGUUGGAAAGCGGCAUUCUCUGGCAUGGCUGUCUCUGUGCUCAUCACGCCGUUGAAUAUAUACGCAGCCAAAAGGCUCACUGGAUCCCAGGCUAAGUUGAUGAAAUUGCGAGAUUCCAAGAUGGCGAUUGUCACCGAGGCGCUGCAGGGUAUUCGGCAAGUCAAAUUCUCUGCGUUGGAGGCACAAUGGCAGAAGAAGAUUGGAGAUGCUCGAGAGGCAGAGCUGCAUGCACUAUGGACCUCAUUCUUGAUGGAUGUUAUUCUUCUGGCAAUCUGGAUUUUAGGCCCGCUCGGUCUUUCUGCGGUUUCUUUAACAGUCUACGCGCUUAUACACGGAGGACUCUCCGCGUCCGUUGCCUUCACGGCCAUGUCUGUUUUUGGAGCCUUGGAGAUGUCUCUGGCUAUCCUGCCUGAGAUCAUCGCGGAUGGCCUGGAAGCAAAGGUUAGCGCUGAUCGGAUCGACAUUUACAUGGCAUCGGAAGAGAAAACUGUCAACACCGUUGCUGCGGAUGAAAUUGCGUUCGAGAAUGCCUCUGUGGCAUGGCCUGCUGAGAAGAGCCAGGUUGCCGACGAUGAGCAGGAGGACCGGUUUACAUUGCAGGAUAUGGAUCUGAAAUUCCCGACCAAAGGCCUGAGUGUUAUUUCCGGGCGAACAGGGUCUGGAAAGAGUCUUUUGCUUUCCUCGAUACUUGGUGAAUGUGACGUUCUUCAAGGAACUAUCAAGGUGCCUGUCCCGCCUCCGAUCAGCGAACGUUUCGACGAUCUCGCAAACAGUGAAAACUGGAUCAUUGAUUCCGCCAUUGCAUACGUUGCUCAAAUUCCAUGGAUCGAGAAUGCUACCAUCAAAGAAAACAUUCUGUUUGGGCUGCCGUACAAUGGUGAGCGUUAUCAGAAGGUCCUGUCUGCAUGCGCGCUCAAAAAGGAUUUGGAGAUGCUGCCUGACGGCGAAAUGACCGACAUUGGCGCGAACGGUGUCAACCUUAGUGGUGGCCAGCGCUGGCGGGUAUCUUUUGCUCGAGCUUUAUAUUCUAGGGCUGGGAUUCUGGUGAUGGAUGACAUUUUCAGCGCGCUCGAUGCACACACAGGACGAUACGUCUAUCAACAUGCCCUGACUGGCGAGCUUGGGAACGGUCGCACACGGAUUCUUGUCACUCACCAUGUGGCCCUCUGCUUGCCUCGAACCGACUACUCUGUUCUUCUCGAGAAUGGUUGCGUUAAAUAUGCAGGGACUAUCGAGGAACUUCGCACGUCUAAUCACUUGGAUGACAUUCUCCGAGAAGAGCAGGCAGCUGCGGAGCAAGAUAGGAACGCUGCAGAAGAUGUCGAGGAAGACCUGCUUGAUCCCGAGGAGAGUAGCCUUCAGAAGGUCAUUUCGAAUACAUCACACCGACAGCAAACGGCCUCGGCACCGCAUACGGAUGUACUAGCAAAGAAAGCAGACCCGAAGAAGUUUGUUGAGGAUGAAAGACGAGAAGUGGGAUCGAUUAGCCUCGCGGUCUAUAAGAAGUAUUUUACCAUGGCAUUCAACCCUUUCACGAUGGUUCUUACUGUUCUGGUAUACCUGGGCUAUGCGUCACUCAUGGUUGGACGAGGCUGGUGGAUUAAUGUCUGGGCCGGCGAAUCUUCUCGGACACAAGUCCAUCCAGAACAGCUUCACACACUCUUGCAACAUUCAAUGACAAGUGUUCAGAGUGCUUCAACCCGAGACGACAACAACCUCAAGAUGUACAUGGGUAUUUACAUUGGCAUCUCUACUGCCGCCACCAUUCUUGGAACCGCUCGAUACUACUUCCUCCUCUCGGCCAGUCUUCGUGCCUCGAGGAAGUUUUUCAAUGGACUGACGUAUGCGGUUCUCCGUGCUCCUCUGAGAUGGCUUGAUACCGUCCCACUGGGUCGAAUUUUGAACCGGUUUACAGCCGACUUCCACCUUAUCGACUCGCGUAUCGGUUACGACCUUGCAUUCUUCGGUGGCUCGGUGUUGGAAGUUUGCGGAGUGAUGGUUGCUGGCAUGCUUGUCUCCCCACUGGUGAUUCUAUUCGCCGCCGUUUUACUUGUUGUCUGUCUCAAACUCUCAUUCACCUAUCUUGCCGGUGCCCGUGAAAUCAAACGCCUCGAAAGCACAGCGAAAAGUCCGGUCUUCGAACAAUUCGGAUCGAGCUUGGCUGGCCUCAUCACCAUUCGAGCCUUCACCAAAACCGAUACAUUCAUCGAAGUCAUCUACAACAAGAUCAACGACCAUGCUCAGGCAUGGUGGACUAUGUGGCUUUUCAAUCGCUGGCUGGGUAUCCGUAUGAACCUCGUGGGCGCAGUCUUCUCGACCAUGACAGCAACCCUUGUUGUUCUCAUGCCAGGGAUCUCAGCAGCGCUGGCAGGCUUUGCUCUAAGCUUCGCUCUGCAAUGCAACACGGCUAUCGCAUUCUCGCUGCGGCACUACGCCAACAUCGAACUGAACAUGAAUGCCACCGAGCGCGUCAUCGAAUAUUCGAACAUUGAGCUUGAAGACCAAGGCGGCGUCGAUGCACCCGCUGCCUGGCCAACGGAGGGCCGUCUUGAAGUUACUGAUCUAGUGGUGGGAUAUGCCCCAGAUCUUCCACCCGUUCUCAAGGGUCUCAAUUUCACCGUCGAAAAGAACCAGCGAGUCGGGGUUGUCGGUCGCACAGGCGCGGGCAAAUCAUCCUUGACUCUAGCCUUGUUCCGAUUCCUGGAAGCUCGUCAAGGCCAGAUUUUCAUCGAUGGUCUGGAUGUCUCCAAGAUCAAGCUGCAUGAUCUGCGCAGUCGACUUGCCAUUAUUCCCCAGGAUCCUGUUCUUUUCUCGGGCACUGUGCGAACCAACCUGGAUCCAUUUGAAGAGUACAAUGACAGCGAGCUAUACGACGCCCUUGCCCGCGUGCACUUGAUUGCUUCAUCCGACGAUGACGCGACAUUGACUUCGCAAGCUGCUACGCCGCGACAACCAGGAGGAACGGGCUCGACGACACCCGACACUGUGACGGCCCAGCAAGCCAACACGAAUGUCUUCACAUCGCUCGCAGCACCGAUCUCAGAAGGAGGUCUGAACCUCUCACAGGGUCAACGGCAGCUACUUUGUCUCGCCCGUGCAAUUGUGUCCCGCCCCAAGCUCAUGGUUCUAGACGAGGCGACCAGCGCCGUGGAUAUGGAAACCGAUGCCCUGAUCCAGCAGUCUAUUCGGUCUGAGUUUGGCCGCAAUGCUACCACGCUGCUCGUUAUUGCUCAUCGACUAAGCACGAUUGCUGAUUUCGAUCGCAUCUUGGUGAUGGAUGCGGGCAAGGCGGUUGAGUUUGGUCCUCCGAAGGAAUUGAUGGGCAUUGAGGAUGGUGUUUUUAAGAGCUUGGUGGAGAAUAGCGGCGAGAAGGCUGUGCUGGAAAAAAUGAUAUUUGCUUGA